UCGCCAUUCUCGCCCCGAGGGAUUUCCUUGUGUCGCAUUUCUCCUCUCUCACAUGCGCCUCACCCUUCGUGCAGUUUAUAAGGCUUCGAACCCCGUAUACUAUCGGUGUUCGUCUCUUCGUGUCCCACCUGCCGGUCGAUCAUUGCAUUUGCACCUGCGAUCCAGUAUCCACCCCAGGUACCGCUGAUUUGGUCUGAUUGGGACUGUACACACUUCUUCUUCAUGCCCUUAAAUACUUGAAUACCCUCGGCUACUUAAACACAACCACAGGACCAGUUCAAACACUGGGUCUCAUCAACCAUGACAUCCCCGCCCUAUACCCUCUACUUCGGGACGUUUGUUCACCUCCCGAGGGAGAAAACAGGGCUGAACCACGAGCUCGCGAUCCAGCAUGGCGCGCUCUGGGUAUCUAAUGCCGACGGUCGCAUCCAGGGCUUCGAUUGGAGUGUUCACAGCGACGAGGACCUACUGGCCCUGGUAACGAGCAAGGGGUGGGUGGUGGAGGGUUCGAGUGCGUCUGGGUUCUCCAAAAGACCCAGAGUCCGGAUCGUCAAGGCGGAGAAGGAACGGAAUGAGUUCUUUUUUCCUGGUUUCAUUGGUACGUUUCUUAUACACCGGACGUCUUCAUUGUCCUUAUUCUGUUCUUGAGUCCAAUUUCUCAUAAACAAACGACUGACUCAUCCCUCAAAACCAGACACCCACAUCCACGCCCCCCAAUACCCCAACGCCGGCCUCUUCGGCUCCCUCACCCUCCUCGAAUGGCUCCAAACAUACACCUUCCCCAUGGAGAAAUCCUUCCAGGACACGCACCGCGCCCGCGCCGUCUACAACCGCGUCAUCGCCCGCACCCUCGCCAACGGCACCACCUGCGCCUCGUACUUCGCGACCAUCCACGUCCCCGCCACGAACCUGCUCGCCGACCUCUGCAAGCGCGCCGGCCAGCGCGCCCUCAUCGGCCGCGUCUGCAUGGACCGCGCCGACCAGACCCCGACGGACUAUCGGGACGAGAGCCCCGCGGCGUCAGUGGCUCUCACCCGCGACGUGAUCAACCACAUCCACACGAUCGACCCGAGCGGCGAGUUCGUGAAACCGGUCCUCACGCCGCGGUUUGCGCUAGCGUGCUCGGAAGACGCGAUGGACGGGGUCGCUGCGUUGGCGAAGGAAUUCGACCCCCCGCUACACAUCCAGACGCAUAUCUCGGAGAACAAGAACGAGGUGGCGGCCGUCGAGUCGAUCUACGGGAUGAGUUAUGCCGAUGUGUACGCGACGCAUGGGCUCUUGACGCCGCGCACGAUCCUCGCGCAUGCGGUCCAUUUGUCUGAGGCGGAGAAGACGACGGUCCGUGCCCGCGGCGCUAAAGUGUCGCAUUGUCCGGCGUCGAACUCGGCGCUGGGGUCGGGGAUUUGUCCGGUGCGUGGGCUCCUGGAUGCGGGCAUCCAGGUGGGCUUGGGGACUGAUGUGAGCGGCGGGUAUGAUGCGAGUAUAUUGGAGAAUGUGCGUCAGGCGUGUCUAGUCUCGAGAUUGUAUCGGCAUACGGACGCGAGCAUCACGGAUGACGAGGCGCAGAGGAUAGCGCUGAGUGUUGGUGAUGCGCUGUAUUUGGCGACUAGGGGCGGCGCGGAACUCGUGGACUUGGCGGACGAGGUCGGUGGAUUUGAUCUAGGGAUGAGCUGGGAUGCGCAGUUGAUUUCGUUGGGUGGGGAUGUCUCAGGGCUGGGGACAGGGGGCGGGGAUGAGAAUCGGGUGGAUGUUUUUGGGACAGAGAGUUGGGGAGAGAAGGUCGAGAAAUGGGUGUGGAAUGGCGAUGACCGGAAUGUGCGUGCUGUGUGGGUGCGUGGGAAACUGGUCCAUCGACGGGGUGGUGGUCUGCAGAAAGACUGCAGUGCUGAGGACUCUUCCUGGAGCUGGCUUUGGGGAGUCGGUGCGGCGACUAUUGGGGCUUUCAUUGCGUUGCGGAGAUCGAGGUGAUGGACAUACUAUAGAGUGCAUGCAUACUUAGAUGGGUGUUAGUUUGGAUUAUACCAUAUGUACAAUAGCGUCAUGGUUAGACUACUAGUGAAUUCGGCUUCUGAAGAAGAGAAGC
Molecule: messenger RNA, 2083 nt
Organism: Aspergillus melleus
Lineage: Eukaryota; Fungi; Ascomycota; Eurotiomycetes; Eurotiales; Aspergillaceae
Product: chlorohydrolase family protein
Exons: 2
Coding region: 784-1968 (394 amino acids)
Biological process (GO): guanine metabolic process
Cellular component (GO): cytosol
Molecular function (GO): guanine deaminase activity; zinc ion binding
Source: RefSeq, a predicted model, not a curated record